CGCAAAGCUUGGUAUGGCGUACCUUGUUUGCUGCGCGUGCAUUCCUUGCACCGUUAGCGACUAUGUGCUCGCUACACCAGCAGGAGAUACUAAACCACGCUAUCAUCGUGCAUAAACGCAUCGCCGCGUUGAAGCGGACUGUGACUGCAGGAUGCCGCCGAAGAAGAAGCAACCGGGCGAGCUGCAGUUCGUCGUGACAACAAACCCUUUCGAGGCUAGCAGCGCAGUCAACAGACGUCGGAUCCGCUCUCAAGCCGCUCUACAGAGUUGGCCAGAGAGACGUAAGCGGACCUUUCAACAACUCGACGAGAGCAGCAUCCAAUCAGGCACUUUCCAUAGCCGGACGUACGCACCCGGACCAGCAGCAGAGGCGCCUUUGCCGAAUCUUGAAGCCCCCGGGAACGAGACAGCUGCGACCGCGACGGUUCUUAAGCUUGAGCAUCCACGGCCCAGCCUUCCGACGGCGCCACCUAGCGCGAAUGAAUUACCCACCCUGGGCGCUGCGGAUGCACCGUCACCAUGUACGCGAUCGUCUACACCGGAGUCACCAUGCCGGUGUCACCAAUGCCAUCCAGCACGGGACGCCGUAUUACGGGUCGCUGAGCGCGAGAUCCUCAAGCCUACGGGUCGGAGAAGGCCAGCAGAAGCUUCGAACCACAACACUGACCUUACGUUGCUUACUCCGCCUUCAUCACCGAAGCCGCCAUUCAGUGGCAUGGCGGAUCCUUUCAACUGCUACCCAGUCCCUUACAAGCCACUUUACGAUGCAAUUCUGCAUCACAUGCUCACUGUAUUCGCCCCACGCGGCUGGCCGGCGCUGAAGAUCACGACUAAAGAAGGCUUGAAAUGGGAACAGUUCAUGACCCAGCAUGCUUUGGCAGACCCGGCGUUAUUCUAUGUGCGAUUACUCUUCGCCUCUGGAGAUUUGGUGAGGCUAAAGGUCCUGCAACCGGAAGUGUCCCACUGGCUUCGGAUUGAGGCGAUUAAAGCGAUCAAUGAAGCACUGCAGGAUCCACAACGCGCCACAUCUAUUCCUCUUAUCCUAGCGGUUGGCCGCAUAGCAUUCAAUGAGUUUCUGUACGGUGACCGUAAUGCGGCUAACACGAUUCAUCGGCCGGCUCAACAGAGAAUGCUGCGGAUACGCGGCGGACUCAAGGCUCUGGACACUAUCCCAGAGCUGGUGAAGCGUCUCAUGCGGCUCACAGAUACGAUUAUGGCCAAGCAAGGUGGCACUGAGCGUUUCAUCGAGGAUGAUGACACGAGUAAGAACUUCUCCAUGGAGGCUAGCUUGAACGUACUGGAAAAGUGGGCGCCGAAACAAGGCCAGGAGUUGAGAAGGAAGAUCAGUAUUUCCGACCUUGUGAAUGACUGAAGCUUCAACAACGAGUCCCCGAGUUCCAACCCCGGCCAUAUUCAAUAUAAGCUGAAAUGACACCUGUCAAUCGUCCAGAAGCUGUACCUUG
This is a messenger RNA of Baudoinia panamericana UAMH 10762, 1463 nucleotides long. RefSeq lists its product as uncharacterized. The transcript has a single exon. Lineage: Eukaryota; Fungi; Ascomycota; Dothideomycetes; Mycosphaerellales; Teratosphaeriaceae. The record is from RefSeq and is a predicted model, not a curated record. Bases 152 to 1372 code for a protein of 406 amino acids.